Diuraphis noxia (Russian wheat aphid) is the source of this 955-nucleotide messenger RNA. Its product is annotated as lachesin-like. NCBI's taxonomy places the organism in Eukaryota, Metazoa, Arthropoda, Insecta, Hemiptera, Aphididae. Gene Ontology annotation, cellular component: neuron projection. The record is from RefSeq and is a predicted model, not a curated record.
UGGCGGUGGGCGUCGAUGGUCGUGUACGAGCGGCGUGGCGUUCGGGUCAUCCAGAUGGCGGGCACAAACGUCGAGCGCCGCGGGCAGAUCGGCCGACUUACUCGGACGUUGUUGACGGUAGUUUGUCUCCGAGCACGUGUGCGGACGGUCCUUCUCCCCUUCGGGCCGCCUCGACGUACGCGUACACCGUCGUGUUUGAUUUUCAUCGCCACCAAUGAGUUUUCCSGCGACCAUGCCGAGCGGAUUUCCGGCGGUUUUCGCCAUCGUUUUAUCCACAUUGGCCGCACUUCAGCUGUUGGCCGCCGUAGGUUCAAACUUACCGACUCCAAAGACGGAUUCGACAAAAAUGGAUCCCAGAUUCAACGGAACGUUACAGAACGUAACAGCCACGGUUGGCCGGAGGGCCACUUUAUCGUGCACCAUCGAAAACUUAGGGGCACACAAAAUCGGUUGGAUGAAAGCCGAAGAUCAAACAAUAUUAACGUUUCACGAGCGUGUAGUGGCUUCAAAUGGUCGAUUCAGCGUAAGUCAUGAGAACUACAGAACUUGGUAUUUACAUAUAAGAGACGUGGAAGAAACUGACAAAGGCUGUUAUAUGUGUCAAGUAAACACAAUCGAGAUGCAAAAACAAAUCAGCUGUUUAGACGUCUUGGUGCCACCGGAYAUAAUCACAGAUGAGUCGAGUCCCGACCUCACGCUGAUGGAGGCAGAGAACGCUACCCUGUCGUGUCACGCCACCGGCAACCCCGAGCCGAAAAUCACGUGGAGGCGCGAGAACAAUCAACCACUGAUGCUGCGCACUGGUUCUAGGGACUUGGUCAAGCCCACGGUCGAUCCACGCUGCAAUAUUCACUCUCAYGACCGUAAUCGUCAGUGUCCGCAGCCGCAAAAAAGUUUUCGUAGAACUUCCGAGACGGUUGUGGCGGUGGAUGUGGGACUUCGUACCGACGAAUGA